Molecule: messenger RNA, 1898 nt
Organism: Suillus paluster
Lineage: Eukaryota; Fungi; Basidiomycota; Agaricomycetes; Boletales; Suillaceae
Exons: 14
Coding region: 111-1817 (568 amino acids)
Molecular function (GO): flavin adenine dinucleotide binding; NADP binding
Source: RefSeq, a predicted model, not a curated record
CCAUGUCUCGGUGCGCAGGCCAGCGAUGCCGUAACAGACAAACAUCGCCAAUUUCAAAUUGACAAGCAUUGCCCUAUCUAGAAUUAUUCCGGAUUUUGUGUGCAAGCAAGAUGGCCUUGUCACGGAACUACACUUCCUUCCUCUUUCAACCGACGAGCUUGACGCGAAACAUUCUGCUAGAUAUGCAUCGUGAUACACCUCGAGUGGUCAUAGUUGGUGCUGGCAUUUCCGGACUUACCAUGGCUGUGAACUUGAGAAACAAGUUGCAGCAUGAUAACUUUGUGGUUUAUGAACAAGCAGGAUCCAUCGGUGGGACAUGGCGAGACAACACAUACCCUGGGUGUGGGUCCGAUGUUCCCGGGCACUGGUAUUCCCUUUCAACGGAACCCAACCCAUACUGGGAGAACUACUACAUUACGCAGCCCGAGAUACGUGCGUACUGGGAGGAAAUCUAUCAGAAAUACGACCUGGCUUCCCGCACGGUGUUCAAUACCCGCGUUGAGCUUGUCGAAUGGGACGAAAAAAACGGCGUGCAUAAUUUGACGCUAGAAGACGUAGUGUCUGGCCAGAUUAUGCAGACACAAGCGGAAGUUGUUAUCCAGGCUGUCGGCCCUUUUACAUCGUCGAUGUUUCCUCAGGAUAUUCCCGGGAGGGAAAAAUUCACAGGGCCACUCUGGUAUUCUCUUCACUGGAAGCAUGAUGUAGACCUGAAGGGCAAGGUGGUUGGCGUCAUCGGCAACGGCUGCUCUGCAACUCAGUUCAUACCGAUUAUCGCCGCCGAGCCUACUACUCGAAUCAUCAACUUUUGUCGUUCACCACAAUGGUUCGCAGAGAGGGGAAACUAUCGCUACCCAGAGUGGCUCAAGUGGGCAUUUGCUCAUGUUCCCUUUCUCAUGUCCGCAUACAGAAGUUUCAUCAUGAUUCAGUCUGAUCUUCUAUGGAACAUUUUCUUGACGAAUUCACUCGUUGGUGCAGUCGUCAAGAAGACACUAACAUUGUACAUGCAACAAACCAUGCCAGCAAAAUUCCACGAUGAUAUGAUUCCCACUUACCCUCCUGGGUGCAAACGCUUGAUCAUUGAUCCUGACUACCUGUCUGCUUUGCACCAACCCAACGUUGAUCUGGAUUGGAUUGGAAUCCAAGAAAUUGUCGAGGGCGGGGUCGUUCUCAAGACUGGUGACAAAGUACCACUGGACGCAAUUAUUUUUGCCACUGGCUUUUACCUGGUCGCACGAGACAUAGCUUUCCGCGGAACCGGUGACCUGACUCUGACGCAAUAUUUCGAAUCAGAAGGUGGAGCGACGGGCUAUUACGGAACGGUUUUCCCUGGGUUUCCAAACAUGUUCACAAUCGUGGGGCCCAAUAGUGCUUCGGCUCAUGCUUCUCUUCUUUUCACCAUCGAGACUCAGGUUAGCUAUAUUCUCAAGCUGAUCAAGCCGAUCAUCGAUGGUAAGGUGAAAUCACUUGAAGUCACUCAGAAGGCCACAGCCUCUUACAACACAUGGAUCCGAAAGCGCAUGGAGAACACGAUAUUCUUGGGCUGUUUGUCAUACUAUCGAGGUGACAGUCGGAAGGGCGUCAGAAAUGUAGCCACGUUCCCUGGUAUGAUCGCACUCUACUGGUGGAUCGUGCGAAAGCCGCGCUGGGAUGAUUUCAGGGUGGUGGGUGGAGAGCAGUGGUCUUACCAGAGAAGGAAAGUUGCUCUGAUAAAAUAUGCACUCGUGGCUUUGACGAUUUCCGGUACUAUUGGCUACAAUUCCUCUUUGCUCUGGACAUUCGUUGUCGGACUCAAAGAGAGGCUUCUUUCAGGGUGGUGAAAGAUUGUUUAGUCAAACACAUUUUUCUUCGUAGUUCGCGCUGUCAUAUGUAUGGACUUAAAUAUAUUUGCGUUGACUCGA